Messenger RNA from Manis javanica (Malayan pangolin), 3587 nucleotides. It is a transcript of the gene ATP2C1, whose product is annotated as ATPase secretory pathway Ca2+ transporting 1. The record is from RefSeq and is a predicted model, not a curated record. Lineage: Eukaryota; Metazoa; Chordata; Mammalia; Pholidota; Manidae. Gene Ontology annotation, cellular component: membrane. Gene Ontology annotation, biological process: calcium ion transport. Gene Ontology annotation, molecular function: ATP hydrolysis activity; P-type calcium transporter activity; ATP binding.
GGCAGGAGCAGCGCAGCACAGCGCGCGGGGCCGGGGGCCGCCGUGACGGCCCACACCCUUCCCUCCCGCCUGUCCUCUGUGCGCUUCUUCCCGCCUCUCGCCGCCGCUCGCGAGCCGCUCUAACUCGCUCUAGGCGCCCCGCGGCCCCGCGGAUGCUGCCGCUGGGGGUGGUGGGCGCAGCCGGGAGCGGGGGUGCCGGCCUGGGAUUCCGGGGCUCCUCUUCCCUGUCCUCUCCUCUGACCCCAGUGUGGCCGCGGCUGACACUAAAGACUUUGUAGCCACCAGUCCAAGUGCAGUUUCGGUGGAAGAUGAAGGUUGCACGUUUUCAAAAAAUUCCUAAUGGUGAAAAUGAGACAAUGAUUCCUGUGUUGACAUCAAAAAAAGCAAGUGAAUUACCAGUCAGUGAAGUUGCAAGUAUUCUCCAAGCUGAUCUUCAGAAUGGUCUAAACAAGUGUGAAGUGAGUCAUAGGCGAGCCUUCCAUGGCUGGAAUGAGUUUGAUAUCAGUGAAGAUGAGCCACUAUGGAGGAAGUAUAUUUCUCAGUUUAAAAACCCCCUAAUCAUGCUGCUUCUGGCUUCUGCAGUCAUCAGUGUUUUAAUGCGGCAGUUCGAUGAUGCCGUCAGUAUCACUGUGGCAAUACUUAUCGUUGUUACAGUUGCCUUUGUUCAGGAGUAUCGUUCAGAAAAAUCUCUUGAAGAAUUGAGUAAACUUAUGCCACCAGAAUGCCAUUGUGUCCGUGAAGGAAAACUGGAACAUACACUUGCACGAGACUUGGUUCCAGGUGACACAGUUUGCCUUUCUGUUGGGGACAGGGUUCCUGCUGAUUUACGCUUGUUUGAGGCUGUGGACCUUUCCAUUGAUGAGUCGAGCUUAACGGGAGAGACUGCACCUUGUUCAAAGGUGACAGCCCCUCAGCUGGCCGCGACUAAUGGAGACCUUGCCUCAAGAAGUAACAUUGCCUUCAUGGGGACACUGGUCAGAUGUGGCAAAGCAAAGGGUGUUGUCAUUGGAACAGGAGAAAAUUCUGAAUUUGGGGAGGUUUUUAAAAUGAUGCAAGCAGAAGAAGCACCAAAAACCCCUCUGCAGAAGAGCAUGGACCUCUUAGGAAAACAACUUUCCUUUUACUCCUUUGGUAUAAUAGGUAUCAUCAUGUUGGUUGGCUGGUUACUAGGAAAAGAUAUCCUGGAAAUGUUUACCAUUAGUGUAAGUUUGGCUGUAGCAGCGAUUCCUGAAGGUCUCCCCAUUGUGGUCACAGUUACUCUAGCCCUUGGUGUUACGAGAAUGGUGAAGAAAAGGGCCAUUGUGAAAAAGCUGCCUAUUGUUGAAACUCUGGGUUGCUGUAAUGUGAUUUGUUCAGAUAAAACUGGAACACUGACUAAGAAUGAAAUGACUGUUACUCACAUAUUUACUUCAGAUGGUCUGCAUGCUGAGGUCACUGGAGUUGGCUACAAUCCUUUUGGGGAGGUGGUCCUUGAUGGUGAUGUUGUCCAUGGGUUCUACAGCCCGGCUGUCAGCAGAAUUGUUGAGGCGGGCUGUGUGUGCAACGAUGCUGUAAUUAGAAACAACACUCUAAUGGGGAAGCCAACAGAAGGAGCUUUAAUUGCUCUUGCAAUGAAGAUGGGUCUCGAUGGACUUCAACAGGACUAUAUUAGAAAAGCAGAAUACCCUUUCAGCUCUGAGCAAAAGUGGAUGGCUGUUAAGUGUGUGCAUCGAACACAGCAGGAUAGACCAGAGAUUUGUUUCAUGAAGGGUGCUUAUGAACAGGUGAUUAAAUACUGUACCACAUACCACAGCAAAGGGCAAACCUUCACCCUCACCCAGCCACAGAGAGAGCUGUACCAACAAGAGAAGGUGCGCAUGGGCUCGGCGGGACUCAGAGUUCUUGCUUUGGCUUCUGGUCCUGAACUGGGACAGCUGACAUUUCUUGGCCUGGUGGGAAUCAUUGAUCCUCCUAGAACUGGUGUGAAAGAAGCUGUUACAACACUCAUUGCUUCAGGAGUGUCGAUAAAAAUGAUUACCGGAGACUCCCAGGAAACUGCAGUUGCAAUUGCUAGUCGUCUGGGAUUGUAUUCCAAAACUUCCCAGUCAGUCUCAGGAGAAGAAAUAGAUGCCAUGGAUGUCCAGCAGCUUUCACAAAUAGUACCAAAGGUUGCGGUAUUUUACAGAGCUAGUCCGAGGCACAAGAUGAAAAUUAUUAAGUCUCUACAGAAGAGUGGGUCAGUUGUAGCUAUGACAGGAGAUGGCGUGAAUGAUGCAGUGGCUCUCAAAGCUGCAGACAUAGGAGUCGCAAUGGGUCAGACUGGCACAGAUGUUUGCAAAGAAGCCGCAGACAUGAUCCUGGUGGAUGAUGAUUUCCAAACCAUAAUGUCUGCAAUUGAAGAGGGCAAAGGGAUUUAUAAUAACAUUAAAAAUUUUGUUAGAUUUCAACUGAGCACGAGUAUAGCUGCUUUAACUUUAAUCUCAUUGGCUACCUUAAUGAAUUUUCCUAAUCCUCUCAAUGCCAUGCAGAUUUUGUGGAUCAAUAUUAUUAUGGAUGGCCCUCCAGCUCAGAGCCUUGGAGUAGAACCAGUGGAUAAGGACGUCAUUCGUAAACCUCCACGCAACUGGAAGGACAGCAUUUUGACCAAAAACCUGAUACUUAAAAUACUUGUUUCAUCAAUAAUCAUUGUUUGUGGGACUUUGUUUGUCUUCUGGCGGGAGCUACGAGACAAUGUGAUAACACCUCGAGACACAACAAUGACCUUCACAUGUUUUGUGUUUUUUGACAUGUUCAAUGCAUUAAGCUCCAGAUCCCAGACGAAGUCUGUGUUUGAGGUCGGCCUCUGCAGUAAUAAGAUGUUCUGCUAUGCAGUUCUCGGAUCCAUCAUGGGACAGUUAUUAGUUAUUUACUUUCCUCCGCUUCAGAAAGUUUUUCAGACUGAGAGCCUAAGUAUACUGGAUCUGCUGUUUCUUUUGGGUCUCGCCUCGUCAGUUUGCAUAGUGGCAGAGAUUAUAAAGAAGGUUGAAAGGAGCAGGGAAACGGUUCAGAAGCAUGCUAGUUCGAAGACAUCGUCUUUUCUUGAAGUCCGGCUCCGGGAGAGGAGUGGACAGCAGCUGAUUGAGAUACACCCCCAUCUGCAGACAGCUCUGCCACUGACAGAAGACGUGAGCUGCAUCUAACUCCAGCCUUGGGCCUGGCUGCGCCUGCUCCUUCACUCUCUGGAACUCUUCAUACAGCAUCUUAGCGCCGCUGUUCUCCCGCAGAACUUCCUUCUCUAGACAAAGAAACAAGCCAAGGGCAGUACUUCCAAAACCAUUGUAUCAGCCUGUAAUUUUCUCAAUAUAUAAAGCUUCAAGUUCCAUAAAGAUUAGUUUAAGUAACCAAAACGCUUUUCUCUUCUGGCUCUUUACUAUUUGAACAUCAGUGUAAAAGCCUUGCUGUAUAAACUGAAAUGCCUUUUUAAUGAAAACUUUAUUCAACCCCAAAUUAAUUUUUUCCCUAAGAUGGCUCUUCCUAUCUGACCUUAAAUAUACUUGCAUCUGAAUUUUCCAAGCCCUAAAUCUGUCUUUAUGAAAAAUAUUAAUUACUAUUAAAUAUCAUUCUCUUUA